Messenger RNA from Mytilus californianus (California mussel), 7045 nucleotides. RefSeq names its product procollagen galactosyltransferase 1-like. Lineage: Eukaryota; Metazoa; Mollusca; Bivalvia; Mytilida; Mytilidae. The coding region runs from base 8 to 1828 and encodes 606 amino acids. The record is from RefSeq and is a predicted model, not a curated record. Gene Ontology annotation, molecular function: procollagen galactosyltransferase activity. The transcript is spliced from 15 exons.
UUUGAAGAUGGAGAAGCUGACGUGUCGCUGUAUAUCCUUACUUUUCUUGCUUAGUACAACCUUGCUAGCUGUGAAUAGUAAUUCCGAAGAAAGCAAUGAAUAUUUGCAACCUACUGUGACGAUUGCGAUUUUGAUAAGAAACAAAGCCCACGUUCUUCCAUGGUUUUUUGGUCAUCUUGAAAAUCUGAAUUAUCCCAAAAAUAGAAUCUCUUUAUGGAUAAGAAGUGACCACAAUGUUGAUGAUUCCAAUAGAAUACUAAGAGAUUGGUUAACAGCUGUAGAAGAUCAGUACCAUUCAGUUAAUCUUAGAAUUGAUACAAGUACUCAAGAGUAUGCUGAUGAAGUUGGACCAUGUGACUGGUCAGAUAACAGGUUUGCACAUGUGAUUGAUCUGAGACAUCAAGCAUUAGACGCUGCCAGAGAGAACUGGUCUGAUUACUUGUUUAUGUUGGAUGCAGAUGUUAUUUUAGAAAACAAAGAAACCUUGUCCUUGUUAGUUCAGGCAGAUAAAAUAAUAGUUGGACCUAUGUUAAAUGCCAGUUAUGGACAAGUAUAUUCCAACUUUUGGGGAGGAAUGACAGAUGAGGGAUAUUACAGGAGAGUACCAGAGUAUUUUGACAUUGUAGGGAGAAAAGUGUUGGGUUGUUUUCCAGUUCCCAUGGUACAUUCAGCUUUAUUGAUAGACAUGCACAGAUCAGUGUCACCAAAGUUUUCGUAUAAAUCUUCAGAAGAAUAUAAAGGCCCCAAAGAUGAUAUUAUUAUAUUUGCUCACUCAGUAAAAUAUGCAGGUAUAUCCAUGCACAUAUUGAAUACAGAAUAUUUUGGAACAGUGAUGAUACCCAUGGAUGAACACAAUACACUACAGGAUGAAAGCGAUCAGUUUACUUUUAUCAAAUUAGAAGCUAGAGAUGCCAACCAUGUUGACGAGGUUUUUACAGGAAGAAAGUUUCCAGUUGAUAGACCAGGUUUGAUAAAGACACCACAUGUCUUUAUUGAGUAUCCAGAACCAGAUAAAUUAGGUUUUGAUCAGGUGUAUAUGAUCAAUCUUUUAAGAAGACCAGAGAGAAGAAAAAGAAUGUUAGAAGCCUUUAAAGAAUUAGGAAUUCUAGCAAAAAUUAUUGAUGCUGUAGAUGGAAAACAAUUAAAUGACACAUAUUUGGACCAGCUUGGAAUUGAAAUGCUACCAGGGUUUCUAGAUCCUUAUGGCAAAAGACCAUUAACAAUGGGUGAAAUUGGAUGUUUUCUGAGUCAUUAUUUUAUAUGGAAAGAUAUAGAAGCUCAAGGUUAUGAGAAUGUGCUUAUAUUUGAAGAUGAUGUUAGAUUUGAACCAUACUUUAAAACAAAGUUGAAAAGAAUGAUAGCUGAUGUAGAGAGAACUGUUCCAAAUUGGGAUUUAAUAUACGUAGGACGGAAGAGACUUUACCAUAAACAGGAGCAAUAUGUAGAAGAAACAACUUCACUUGUAUGGCCUAGUUACUCAUACUGGACGCUGAGCUAUAUCAUUUCUGAUAGAGGAGUUCAGAAACUACUUAAACAAAAGCCUUUGACAAAGAUGGUACCUGUUGAUGAGUUUUUACCUAUCAUGUUUGAUAAACACCCAACAACUGAAUGGAAAGACAAAUUUUCACCCAGAGAUUUGGUUGGUUUAUCAGCAGAUCCACUUUUAGUAUACCCUACACAUUAUACAGGAGAACCAAACUAUUUUUCUGACACUGAAGAGUCUGUUGUUAUACAAGCUGAUAAUGCAGAGAACAACGAGAUCGGUGAUGAUCAAUUUAAAGUACCUGCAAAUGAUGCAACUGAUCAAAGUUCCAAAGAUGAAUUGUGAUUUAUGUACUUUUGUAGUAAAUGUUUACUUUACCUCUGCAAUAUUUAAAUACAUAGUGCCAUAUUAAGACCAUUAGUUUUGUAUUAAGACUCACUUUAAGUUAUACUUUUAAUUGUUGUAGCACCAUCCGUAGUGGUAGUCCCAUAUUUUCCUAGCAGCAUUAGCAAUAACUAUUAGCAUGACAAUGAAAUAUUACAAACAAUAUUAUAAAAUUGUGUCGUUUAGUCCAAUACAGUUAUCCUAUCUUUUUGACAUAGACAUUUAAUAUAACAAACAGCUUUAUAAAAUAAUGUGUUUAAUUCCAAAUCAGUUGUAGCUAUCUAAUAUAUACUUAUUAACAUAUAAACAUAUGUAUAAAGGGUAUAACUAUAUCUCUGUCACAUUUAGGUUCCAGUUUUGACUUGUUUGUGAUUGGUGUCUGAGAAGGGACAGUUUAAUCAUGGAGAUGUUUAUUGUUUAUUGUGUUUCAUGGCUUUGUACAAUGCAUUUAAAUGGAAAGUGUAAUGUUUGCAUACGGAAAGCUUCCACAACAAACAUAAAGAAAAAUUUGACACAUGAAUAUUUCUCAGUAUUUUAAGUCAUUAGUAUUUGAAAAAAUGUUAUUUUUGAUAUCAUGUUUUACUAUGUUUCUGAUGGAACACAAUGUAUAUAUGUGUGCUUUAUAUUUUUAUUUUGAAAUCUCACAUAGUUUAGAUCUUUAUUUUUUUUUAAUUUGAUCUGUUUUCAAGUUUUUAUCACAUAUACAUACAUGAAAAUGCAUAUUUUAUUGUAGUUAGUAGAUAUACACUGCUGAUUGUUACAUUUAAUGUUUCUUGUAAAUCUUACAUGUACUUAAGUAAUUAAUCAGGUGAUCAGGAAUGGCAAAAAUCAUAUGAAUGGCAUAAAUCAAGUGAUCAGGAAUGGCAUAAAUCAUGUGAUUAGGUGGCAGUUCAAAAUCCUACUGUACAUCUUGGUAGACUGACUUUGCAACACCUACCUAUUUAUUGAUAGUUAAUUGGUACUCGUCCCAAAUGUCUAUGAUAUUUAUUUACCACUUAGCACUUAAGCAAACAACAUUUAAUCUAUUUUAUAUAAGAUAAACAAGGAUUUACAACUUGCAUGUAUUCAGUCAAACUUAUUAUUAUUUUGAAACUAUAGUCUUUUGCUGUUAAAAAAUUUUGGAAAUUAUUUUUAAUUAAGGAAUAUUAUCUCCCUUGUGCAAAGCUUUAAUUCCUUACCUAACUUUGGCAACACUUUUUGUCCUUUAAUGUUUAUAAGCCCUUCAUUUUUUUUAAGUAAGUUUUUGAUUUUUCAUAUAUUUUGGCCGCGAACAUCACUGAAGAGACAUUUAAUGUUGAAAUGCCCAUCUGGUACAGAAAAAUUGGUACUGUAAAUGUUAAUCAUGUGUGUAGACCACUCAAAAAUAAUUCAUUAAAAUUCUGAUUUUACGUUACAUCAAAUGUUGUAAUACAAACUUAUUCUUUAAUUUACCAAAAAUUCUUGACAUUUAUUUCCUAAAAUUUAAAAAAAUAUAUUUCAAAAGUUUCUUCAUUACUAUGAAGAAAGUGUUUUGGUUUCAAAAUAUUUUAUAUACUAGUUCUCCAUGUAGUGGUUAUAUUGCUGGCUAGGUCAAACUAAACAGUAUUGUAAGCUUCUUCUUCAUUAAGCAAGCUGCAUUAAGGAGUUAGAGCAGGUUUCACUCAGAGAGAGAGUAAUGUAUCUUGGUAGGGUAGUAUGUCUUUAUGCAUACUUUGUGAGCUAAGCAUAUUGAAAAUCCCACUUAUUUGACUGUCUACUACAAAGCUGUCUCUUCAUAUAUAUUAUUCACAUGCUAUCUACCUGAUUUGCUGUUAAAUGAUAAGAAAAAAAGGGUGCUAUAGAGUUUUAAACCUUUCACAACUCCUUGGGUAUUUUAUACUACUUUUUUGUUUUGUAAUUUUCAUGUAGUUUUUGAACUCACCUGUCCCAUAGGGCCAAGUGAGCUUUUCUCAUCACUUGGCGUCCAUCAUCCAUCUUUGUCUUCCGUCGUCAGUUAACUUUUACAAAAAUCUUCUCCACUGAAACUAGACCAAAUUUAAUCAAACUUGGCUACAAUCAUCAUUAGGGUAUCUAGUUUAAAAAAAUGUGUCCAAUGACCCAGCCUGCUGACCAAGAUGGCUAAAAAUAGAACAUAGGGGUAAAAUGCAAGUUUUGUCUAUUAUUUUGUAAAUAAAGGCAACAGUAGUAUACCACUAUUCCAAAUUCAUAAAUCGAUUGAGAAAAAAACAAAUCCAGGUUACAAACUAAAACUGAGGGAAACACAUCAAAUAUAAGAGGAGAACAACGACACAACAGAAACUCAACACUAAAAUGCAACACACACAGAAACUAACUAUAAUGUAACAAUGGCCAUUUUCCUGACUUGGUACAGGACAUUUUAAGAAAAAAUGGUGGGUUGAACCUGGUUUUGUGGAUAGCCAAACCUCCCGCUUUUAUGGCAAUGUUAAAUAUAACAUUAAAAUGACAAGAUUACAUGACAGGACCUUUAUAUUUAGAGAAAAUCUGACAGGGCAAAAAUGUUUAGAAUGUUGAGCUCUACCAAUUGUCCAUUUAUGUCAAAACUGUUAGGCAACUUCUUAUAUAAGUUAUUGCCCUUUCUAUUGCUAUUAGCUUGAAUGAAACUAUAAUAGAUAUAGAGAAAUUUUAUGUUGCAAAAAUGAUCAGCAAGACAAGAUCUACAAAUAAAUAUGCAUGAUCGAAAUCAUCAGUCGACUCCUUAUUAGAGUUAUUGCCCUUUGAUAAUGAUUUUACCAAUAUUUUGCGUUUUUGCAUUGUAUCUUAAAAAUUUGAAUACAUAGAUAGAAACUUAAAUAAGCAAAAAUUAUCAGCAAGACAAGAUCUACUAUUAAGACAAUUAUAACAGAUAAAUAGAAACUUUGAAUAACAAAAUGAUCAGCAAGGCAAGAUCUACAAACAAGUAAAGUUUUAUCGUUAGUAGACUGUCACUCUUCAAAGGAGUGAUCACCCUUAAAUGAGGAUUUUUUUUAGCCUCUUUUGUGUUUUGAGCAAAAUCUAAAGAAGAUAGAGAGAAACUAGUCAGCAAUACAAGAUCAGCAAAUAAAAGAUUUUUGUCAUGAAUUCUAUUCUUGUCUACAAUAUUUCAGAGUGUCCUUUGUUGCAUAUGCACAUAGAGCAUCUGGUAUUGAUAUUGCUAAUAUUUGAACUAAUGACCUAAGUUUUGUGUAUGGCUUUAAUUGAGAAUUUUCCCUGAUAUGGUGUGUCACCCUUAAAUAAAAUGCUAAUGUAAGAAGUUGUUUCUGUUUUUAAAUACAGUUGUAAAAAUGUUAGGGAGAUGGUGUACUUGCAUUCAAGGGGAAUUUGCUAUGAAGUCUAGCUAUGCAACAUAAACUUAUGUAAUAUAUGCUGUUUUACUUCAUUUUGCAAUAAAAUUGUAGGGGGUCUUAUAAACUUUCAUAAAUACAUCCCUUCAUUUUUGUAUGUAUAAUUUGUUUCCAAAUACAGGAAUGAAAUACUGAUUUCAGAUCUACUGUAUGGGAGAAGAUUAAAUUGUGACUUUUUAUUUUAUUAAAAUUUUAUGCAGGUCAUAACCAGGUUACAAAGAAAAAUCCAUAUUAGUUGUUUGCAAAUAUACUUUAUACAUGGAAACCCUUUGGUAAAGGCUUUAGUUUGUUCUCUAUUUUAUAUUAAAUGAAUGUAUAAGUGAGAGUUAUAAAGAAAUCCAGAAUUAGAUAAACCGUCCAUGAUAAGAAGAGGAGUUUGAUGUUAUAAAAUUUAUAUUCCUUCGUAUUUUUAAGGCUUUUAGAGAUUGUUUUGUCUGAUGUCUUACCCUUCUGAAUGAUGCCACUCCAAAUUUUCUUUUUCUUUUUAAGAUUUUCAUUUUUGGGGGAUUAUUUUGUAUUGAUGAAUAUUGUGUAUAAAUAAAAAAAGUUAGCAAAUGACAAUUUGAAUCCUGUGUCAUAUAUACACUUUCUCCUUAAAAAUUUAUAGUAGGAGAAAAAACUGAACCAAUAUUCCACCCACUUGCCCAUUAUCUCUCAAUAUUAACAUUAGUCAUCCAAAAUCAAAAGAGGAACAGGUUUGAUGUGCCCGGAAACAUUAAUUUAUCAUUUUAAGUUUUAUGAUAAUAUAUGGUUAAAAAGCAUGUGUGAUAAUUUUGAAUAAAAAUAAUUUUGUACAGUAUUAAAUGUAAAACAAUAAAUUAUAGUGAUUCUUUGAUUGCAAUUUUUUUACACCGGUGAGAUUGUAAUAUUUAUUGAGAUGAAAGUGAGAAUCAAAGUGCUUGUAAGCACUGAAGGGUAAAGAUUACUUUCAUAUUUCUAAUUUGAAUCAUUGAAUUGUAUUUAGCUAGGCAAAUUAUAAAUUUGAGUUAGAGUUAUCUUUUUUUGUUCAUCAUUGUAUAUUUGUUUGAUGAACCUAUUUUUAUAACAUAAUUAUACGCCAUGCAUUACUUAUGUAAUGUCUAUUUUAAAAAAAUUCUUGACAAGUAUGGUGUAACUUAACUAUCUUAGUUUAAGAUAUCAUAAAUAAAUUGCCUGACAUUGACUGGAUGGGAUCUAAAUAAUGAUCACUUCACUGCACUAUUUUGUUUGAAAUAUUAAAAGGAAGUGAAAAACAUUGGAAGAUAUAUAUAUCAAGUCAGUACCAAGAGGGUUUGAUUGCAUUUCAUGCAAUCUUUAACACCAAAAAAAAAUGGUUUUAGGAUAAUCAUCCCAGUUUUGAAACUAAUAUUAAUUACUUGGUAUAUUCUUUAACAAAAUAUAGGAGUUAAUAUCAAUGUCUUAUGUUGAAAACUUACACUUUUACAACCAAAACAAAACAUUUGUUCAAAUGGUAAAUUGUUUUUUUUUUAACAAAGUCAUUUUAUAUCAUAUAUCAUAUGUUUACAUCAAAAUUGUUUGUGGAACUCAGCUGAAUUUCUUUCAGAACCUUAUAAUUUUAAAAUAGCCCAUGAUUAAUUUUCAAAUUUAAUGAACAAGUUUCAAGACAAUUGGGAAACCUGUGAGUGUUUUUGUUGUUGUAAAAGCAUUCAUUAGAUUCUUAAUAUCCAACAUAUAGGAUAAUAUACUAGGUAUCAUGAAUUUUGAUGGAUGAUAGCUCAAGUGCACUGACACUUGUCUUUUUUUUAUUAUAUGAGUGAACUGUAAAAUAACCUUGUAUACCAGUAUUAUUAAAAUAUGUACAAUGUAUGUGUCCUUAUGUUUACAUUUUAUGACAUUAAAAAGUGUUAAAAAAGUUUUA